Messenger RNA from Oryza sativa Japonica Group (Japanese rice), 3226 nucleotides. RefSeq names its product mannosyltransferase APTG1. Gene Ontology annotation, biological process: GPI anchor biosynthetic process. NCBI's taxonomy places the organism in Eukaryota, Viridiplantae, Streptophyta, Magnoliopsida, Poales, Poaceae. Gene Ontology annotation, cellular component: endoplasmic reticulum membrane. Gene Ontology annotation, molecular function: alpha-1,2-mannosyltransferase activity. The record is from RefSeq and is a predicted model, not a curated record.
UGGUUCAUGAUUAGAAAUGUCCAGGUGUGCUUUGUGGACCACUUUAGGAGACAAGAAGGUGGUUGUGCUGCCACUGUCUAUGAGCCUUGUGCUAAGCAAGCCUGGAAGGGGCUGGCUGCCUCGCCGUCGCCGCCGCGAUGAGCCACCGGAGGCGAUCUAAUGCCACCGGCCCGCCGCCUCCUGAGGGCGUCGGCGACUCAUCCACCGCACAAGCCUCGUCGACGGAGAAGGAGAGGCCGGAUCCGCCGUCCGUGUUGGGAUCGGAGCGAAGGGUGCUUGCGCUGGCGCUGGCCUUCCGCGCGGCGAACGCGCUGCUGGUGCGCACCUACUUCAACCCCGACGAGCACUGGCAGUGCCUCGAGGUCGCCCACCGCAUCGUCUUCGGGUAUGACCACCUUACUUGGGAGUGGAAGAGGGGUCUCCGAAGUUACCUCCAUCCGUUGGUCUUUGCUGCGCUUUACAAGAUUCUGGCCCUGCUCCACUUGGAUACCCCAUGGUUUAUGGUUAUGGCUCCACGUCUUCUACAAGCAGUCUUUGCAUCUUUUGGGCAUCUCUACUUAUAUAAACUUUCGAAACUCAUUUUCAAUAAUCAUGUUGCCCAGUGGGCCUUAUUUUCGCAGCUGGUUAACUGGUUCAUGCUCUUCUGUAUCACGUGUACUCUCUCAAACAGCAUGGAGACAGUUUUGACUAUUACUGGACUUUACUAUUGGUUUGUUGCAAUAGAGUCUUCGAAAGGAACUUUGGUUGUUCCAAGGCAGAAGCCUGCUAGCAAGCAAAGCCCUCCAUCAAGAAAAAUGGCUCUACUCAUAGCUGCCUUAGCUUGUGCUAUUCGGCCAACAAGUGCCAUAACAUGGCUAUAUGUUGGUCUUUUGGAUUUUAUUCAGACGAAAUCGAAAUCCCGGUUUCUCUUUCUCGAGGUUAUUCCACUAGGGGUCUUUGUCCUUGCUGUGACAACAUUUCUUGAUUGUUGGAUGUAUGGUUCCCAGGUCAUAGUGCCGCCACUUAAUUUUUUGAAAUUUAAUCUCUUCUCUUCGGGAGGCGACUACUAUGGAACACAUGUGUUCCAUUGGUACUUCAGCCAAGGUUUUCCAUCGAUGAUUUGGACUUUCUUACCGUUUUCAAUUUCUGGAAUUAUGAAGUCUCGAGAAUGGAGGCUUGCAGGUCUUAUUGUCUGGGUAUUAGCAGUUUAUAGCAUACUUGGACAUAAAGAAUUCAGGUUUGUUCUCCCGGUGCUUCCUUUGAUGUUUAUGUUCUCAGGAUACAACUUAGCUGCAAUGGCACAAUUCAAGGGAAAAGGUCGCAGUGAGAAAGGCCACCUUUCAAGGUUUCAGCUUUCUGUCAUUCUGCUUAUCUUAACAAAUGUUCCAAUGGCUUUAUAUAUGUCCUUGUACCAUCAGAGAGGAACUGAAGAUGUUAUGUUUUACCUGUCACGAGAAGCCCAAGAUGGAAGAGUAAAGAGUGUCCUCUUCCUUAUGCCUUGCCAUUCAACACCUUAUUACUCUACAUUACAUUACAACCUGCCUAUGCGCUUUUUGGACUGUACUCCUAGCGAAAAACAAAGGGACCUUGGAUGAGUCAGAUCGUUUCCUCAUGAACCCAUCAGAUUUUGUGGGCAAGGUUUUUGGAAAUUUAUCUUCUUUCAGUCACAUUGUAUUAUUUGAGUCUGAAGAAAGGCAUCUCAAGUUGCUUCUGCACAAUUCUUUUAGAGAGGCUAGGAGAUUUUUUCACUCCCACUUCAAGGUUGAUAGAGACCUUCAGUCAUCAGUUGUAGUUUAUUCACGGAUGAAUGUAUUGUGAUUGCUGUGGCAGAAAAGGCCUGUUACUUCGUUAGUCUACUAUCUUGUCUAACAAUUUCUAAUCAUGUUUUGGCCUUCUUUAAUUUGUCAUUCAAUAAAUGAUCUGUAACUUGGGCCUUUAUUUUGAGAGAGAGAAUUUUUCCCAUCCUUUAUGAUGCGAUUCUAUGUCGAUGUAUUGGCGGCAACUUCCAUGGUGAAAGUAGGACAAACCACCUGGUAAAAAACAAAGAAGGGCUCUCUCUUUGGAUCUGUACUUUGAGUCCCAGGCCCGCAGUAGCAAUGGUAGCCCCCAAUUGUGUUGUCGCAGAUUCCAUGGCAGUACUGACCCGGAGAUUCGCACUCGUUGAUAUCUGUUGACGCCAUGGAAAAGUAGCAAAACAACUGAAGAUCAAUGCACAGAUGGACAUAAGGUGAACUUGAAAAAUAGAAGUGAAUUGCAGUGAGUUGGUUACCUUGGCACCCUCCUUCCAGGUACGGGUUGCCUGCAAACCCAUUGUUGCAGGCACAGAGAUACCCGGUAGCAUUUGGUGAGUUGAUGCAGCUGCUGUUCGUGCUAACACAGGCAUAUGAUGUCCUGUUCUUGGGCGCUUGGGCACAUGAUUCUCUUCCAGCAACCCAAUCAAGCACAGUGGGAACCCCUUUGUACUUGUCUGUGAACUUGUGACCUUCUAGGUAAUCAGGCUCAAACCUGAACCAGUCUUGCUCGGCAACGAAGGCAUAACUGCAUGGGUUGAAGCUGUUCACCUCAGAAUUGUUGAACCUGCUGUCGAAUGUCACGUUUAAGGAGGUGAGAUUUGGUGCAAUAGAUGUCUGGCAACAGCCCAUGCCGGAGCACUGGCCGCUACUGUCCACACUCUGCUUGUCGGGGCACAUCGAGAAGCACCCAGCCCCAACGUUCUGUUCUUCCUCGUUGUAGCCCCCCAGGAAUGCAAGGGUAUUGCAUCCAACCACCGUUAACUUGUUAGCCCUGCUGGAUAAUGUGAAAAAAGGAGCAGUAGAUGUUGAUACCCAACCAUCUGUUGAAGUGCCAUCUGUGUUGUUGGAGCACUUGUCGGCGAUGAAGGUGCUGACUUGAGCCUGCCCUCCAAUCAGAUUGAGGCUGUAGAUCUCCAUGUUGCUGCUUGAGUUAUGCAUGUAGGUGCGGUUCUCCUCGCAUGAAACGUCGAACCCAUCAGUGUAGAAGCAACCAGCACCGAUGCCGAAGGGGUAGGGAAUGGUGAGGUUGCCGCAUGUUCCUCUGCAUCUAGGCUUAGCCAUCCUGGAUGCUGCACUGAAGCUGAUGGUUGCUAGCAGUAGGGUGGUUGCAAGGAUCAUCCAUGGUACUACUCCAGUCAUCUCUCUGUAUGUCUUGUAUUAUGAUUCUCCUAUAGGUUCUAGUUCUCUUCUAACUGAGCUAUGCUUAUAUAAUGAAGCAAGCCUCUGGAGGUCCA